Pyricularia oryzae 70-15 is the source of this 1101-nucleotide messenger RNA. RefSeq lists its product as uncharacterized. Gene Ontology annotation, molecular function: SNAP receptor activity; syntaxin binding. The record is from RefSeq and is a predicted model, not a curated record. The transcript has 3 exons. The coding region runs from base 168 to 545 and encodes 125 amino acids. Lineage: Eukaryota; Fungi; Ascomycota; Sordariomycetes; Magnaporthales; Pyriculariaceae. Gene Ontology annotation, biological process: vesicle-mediated transport; vesicle fusion. Gene Ontology annotation, cellular component: SNARE complex; plasma membrane.
UACGACAAUUAACCAACCACUUUUUAAACAAACACAACCCAUUCCAACCAACACCACCGAUCCGUUUCGAACUCAAAUCACAUUCGUAUCGCCUUUGAGAAUAUUCGAUUACCGUUCAUCUUUCGCUUCAAGAACCCAAUCUACCCGAAAGAGCCGCAACCGCAAACAUGCCCGAAGACGCUCCCUACGACCCUUACAUCCCCAACCAGGGCGCCGGCGGCGCUGGUGGAAGGGGAGCAGCGACGCAGCAGGGAGCAGGUGGAAAUGCCAGGACACAGGCGCUCCAGAGCCAAAUCGACGACACCGUCGGUGUGAUGCGCGAUAAUAUCAACUCGGUCGCUCAGCGUGGCGAGCGCCUCGAUGUGCUCCAGGACAAGACAGACAACCUCGCACAGUCAGCCCAAGGUUUCCGCCGAGGUGCCAACAGGGUCCGCAAGCAGAUGUGGUGGAAGGACAUGAAGAUGCGGGUCUGCAUUAUCGUCGGCAUUAUCAUCCUGCUCCUCAUCAUCAUCCUACCAAUUGUUUUCCACUUCAAGGGCAACUAAACGAAAGCACCACGACCAUGAACCAAUCAAUCAGCAACGACGAUGACUGCCUGUGUGGCGCGCAUUAAGCGCGCAUUUGUAUGUACGAAACGGGAAGCCUGGUGGACUAGGCGCGGCGUUUUACCUUUUUUGUCUUUUUUCUGCCCCUCUCUCUCUAUAUCCUUGCUGCAUCAUAAUGAAGAGACGCUUGUUCACGACCAACUCUACCCAUGAAUCCCUCGGUUUGUUAAUGAUCUGAGGGCAGUCGGACUUGGGUGUGACGGGCUCCGAAGACUGAGCAUCAAGUGCCUUUUUGGGGAGAGCGAGCUACAGCCUUGUCUUGGAAAGGGAUGGAAGAUUUCAUAUUGUGGCAUGUGGCAUGGGAAAGCCAGCGUAACCCCCAUAGACUAGCAGCCAUGGAUGGAGGCUUCUUUUGGAUGGACGUCUCAAUCCGCCAGAGGGACUGGUCCUGUAAAUUUGGCACAUCAUGAAUGAACUGUUGUAGCAUUGUGUUGACACUCGUCAGACCUUUCUUGACUAUUAUCAUGCAGUCACUAUCGUGAUGUCGACGGAACGG